GCUGUCCCUGCGACUCUCCCUCUACUCCCCUCAUCUUCCCUCAGAUACUGUACAGCAGGCAAAAAAAAAAAGUCGGAUCAAGCUUUUCCGGUCUGCUGGCACUAAUUUCCUCUCAAGACCUCUGGCGUUGAAGCUGAGGAUACGCACAGAUCCAGAGACAGAGAGCGACAUCCUGGGGAAGGAGCAGCAGGGAGGACCUGGUGAAAUUAACCGCACAGUCUUGCACCCGUCUCAAGGGGUUUUCUACCACGGGUGAGUGGAUCCUGUGAGCUGGGAGAGGAGGAACAGAGAGGGAGAAGGGAGCAGAAUGCUUCGGCAGAUGGGAGCGCUCCCGAGUCUCGUCGCGGCUGCUCCGUGCUUUCCCAUCCGCGCGUCUCUUCGUCUCCGUGAAGCCGCCACAUAGCGGCCGCCGCUGCCCGUCCUCCUCUCCGUCGCCACUCCGGGUAUUUGCCCGGCUCGUUAUUGCAUAACCCAGCGUCUCUGUCACCAGCCCCGACUUGAUUCUCGUCAGUCAGCGGUGAGGGGAUCCACAUCUUGUUUACCGGCCCAGCGAGAGCAGCGAGGCGUCCAAGCAGGAUUUUAAGCCGGAUCAUCACGCUGUCUGGCGGUGAUGAGAACUCACCCCGAGUGGAUUUCACUGGUGUGCUGCCAGAAGCAUCUGGAAAGGAUAAGACAGGAAUACACUCCCCCCUCCAGAGUACCAGAGGAUAGUUCACAUCUCAGACGGGUCGGUGUUUGAGCUGUGCAGCUGCUGACUGAUGCCUUUUAGCUUGUGUUUUAUUGGGGAAUAGUUUUAUUCACUCUGGCUGCCCCAACUGACACAGUUCAUAACCAGAUUUCCUCCUGACCCCAGUGGGCUUGAACAUGUUGAAUACCCCUGUCCUUGUUGCUUGCAGCUGGUGACUGAAGGAUAAGCAUCCUAUUCGAGAAAUCACAACAGAUUAGUAAUCCAGCAAGGUUUACUUUUAGCGAUGCAGUGAAGAUGUGUGCAGCCAGAUUCAGUGGCUGCCUCAAUGGCUGUGCUGAGGAGGCCCCCAGUAGUGUUGCAGGGGCUGCUGGUUCAGUCAUGGUCUCCAGGAUGCUGGACUGGUCUGAGGCAGGUGCCCGCAUCCUCCACAGCCUGGAAAUGGGCACAGUGAUGACCAUCUUCUAUCAGAAAAAGUCUCAGCGCCCUGAGAGGAGAACGUUCCAGAUAAGGCAGGACACGAGGCAGAUAGUGUGGAGCAGAAACCCAGACAAAAUAGAAGGAGAGAUCGACAUACGGGAGAUCCGGGAGCUGCGGUUGGGGAAGAGCUCCCGUGAUUUUGAGCGCUACCCUGAGGAGGCUCGUAAGCUGGACUCCACCCACUGCUUUAUAGUGCUGUACGGCCUGGAGUUUCGCCUCCGGACCCUCAGUGUAGCUGCCUUCAGUGAAGAGGAAGUCAACAUGUGGAUCACUGGACUCAACUGGCUAAUGAUGGACACGCAGAGGGCACCGGCACCACAACAGAUUGACAGGUGGCUGAGGAAACAGUUUGAAGUAAUGGACAGGAGCCACGAGGGCAGCAUUACAGUAAAGGAUGUGAAAGCUCUGCUGCCUCAGGUCAACUAUCGAGUGCCCAACAUGCGCUUUCUCAAAGACAAGCUACAGGAGGUGGAGGCCAGGAGCGACCUGUCAUACCCCAACUUUGCACAGCUCUACAGAACACUGAUGUUUGAUGCACAGAGGAGUAUUAUUGAGCAGCUGGAGCUCUCCUUCCCUCUGCGAAAUGUUGACAGACCAGAGCUAUGUCAAAUCUCCCUCUAUGACUUUCAAAAGUUUUUACAGAUGGACCAGAAGGAGUCCUGGGCGUCAGAUCUUGGUCGUGUCAGGGAGUUUCUUAUGGGCUACAUGAGGGGGGCACCACAGCCUGAGCCGAUGCUACAACUGGAUGAGUUCCUGACCUUCCUGUACUCUAAAGAGAAUUCUGUGUGUGACCCUCGUCUUUCACCCGUAGUUCCUGAUGACAUGAAAAGGCCAUUGUCUCAGUACUGGAUCUCAUCUUCGCACAACACGUACCUGACAGGUGACCAGUUUUCCAGUGAAUCAUCUCUAGAAGCCUACGCUCGCUGUCUGAGGAUGGGCUGCCGCUGCAUUGAACUGGACUGCUGGGAUGGACCUGAUGAUCUGCCAAUCAUCUACCACGGCCACACAUUAACUUCCAAGAUCAAAUUCCUGGAUGUGCUGCAUACCAUCAAAGAACAUGCCUUUGUUAUAUCUGAGUAUCCUGUGAUCUUAUCCAUCGAGGACCACUGCAGUGUGGUCCAGCAGAGGAACAUGGCCACGCACUUCAAGAAAGUUUUCGGAGAUCUGCUGCUCACCAAACCGGUUGACAAUAACGCAGAGGAGCUUCCUUCGCCCUACCAGCUCCGCAGGAAGAUCCUCAUCAAACACAAGAAGCUGGUUGAAGGAACCCUGUAUGAAGAGGUGACGUCAGCCAGCUACUCUGAAAACGACAUCAGUAACUCCCUAAAGAACGGCAUCCUUUACCUCGAAGACCCCAUUGACCAUACGUGGACGCCACAUUAUUUUGUCUUGACCAGUAAUAAGAUUUACUACUCUGAGGAGACAUCUCAUUAUCAGACAGCUGACGAAGAGGAGGAUGAUGAAGGAAAGGAGGAGUGCAACAACAAUGAGCAGCACUGUGCAGAGCGCUGGUUUCAUGGGAAGCUGGGUGGAGGACGCGAUGGCCGACAGGUGGCUGAGAAACUCCUGCAGGAGUACUGCGAGGGCGGGGCCAAAGACGGCACCUUCCUGGUCCGGGAGAGUGAGACAUUUGUUGGAGACUACACCCUCUCCUUCUGGCGCUCUGGUCGGGUCCAGCACUGCAGGAUACAUUCACGUCAAGAGUCUGGCUCCACCCGCUUCUACCUGACUGAUAACCUGGUGUUUGACAGCCUCUACCGGCUCAUCUGCCAUUAUAGAGACACGCCGCUCCGCUGCAACGAGUUUGAGAUGAGGCUGGGAAACCCUGUACCUCAGCCGAAUGCACACGAAAGCCGAGAGUGGUACCACUCCAACCUGUCCCGUGUUCAGGCUGAACACAUGCUGAUGCGUGUGCCCAGAGACGGAGCUUUCCUGGUUCGAAAACGCAGUGAACACAACUCCUACGCCAUCUCCUUCAGGGCAGAGGGUAAGAUCAAACACUGCCGUAUCCAGCAAGAAGGCCGUCUCUUCAUGUUGGGUAGCUCGGCAGAGUUUGAGAGUCUGGUGGAUCUGGUGAGCUACUAUGAGAAACAUCCUCUGUAUCGUAAAAUGAGGCUCCGCUACCCCAUCAAUGAAGACACUCUGGACCGGAUGGGCACCACGGAGCUUGACUAUGGAGCGCUGUAUGAAGUUCGCACUCCUCAUUUCUAUGUGGAGGCUAAUAAGAUGCCCACAGCACGGUGUACGGUCAAAGCUCUGUAUGACUAUCGAGCUCAGAGAGAAGACGAGCUAUGUUUCCCCAAACAAGCGCUCAUCCUGAAUGUGGAUAAGCAGGAGGGCGGCUGGUGGAGAGGUGACUAUGGAGGAAAGAAGCAGCUGUGGUUCCCUGCAAACUAUGUAGAGGAGGUCCCUAGUUCCCCCACUAGAGAGAUGGAUGAAGCAUCCACAGAGAACAGUCCUCUGGGAACUUUCCUCAAAGGCUUCAUAGAUGUACCAACCUGCCACCUGGUGGUGCAUAAAGACGGAAAGAAUUCCCGGGCCUUUGUGUUCACUAUCCACUCCCAACACCUCUCUUCUCAUCCGGUCCAGACUCUGGACGUAGCAGCUGACAGUCUGGAAGAUCUCACCGGCUGGGUCAGCAAGAUCAGAGAGGCUGCACAGAAUGCUGAUGCACGAAUGCAGGAGGAGAAACAGAUGGAGAGGAGGAAGAAGAUUGCAGUGGAGCUGUCUGACCUCGUGGUCUACUGCAGACCAGUGCCCUUCAAUGAGGACAAGAUUGGGACGGAGCGAGCAUGUUACCGGGAUAUGUCCUCCUUCCCGGAGACAAAGGCAGAAAAGUUUGCGACCCGUGGCCGAGGGAAACGCUUUCUGCAGUACAACCGUCGUCAGCUUUCCAGGAUUUAUCCCAGAGGACAGAGGCUGGACUCCUCCAACUAUGACCCUCUACCUAUGUGGCUCUGCGGCUCACAGCUGGUUGCACUCAAUUUCCAGACCCCAGAUAAACCCAUGCAGCUGAACCAAGCUUUGUUCAUGCUUGGAGGUGGGAGUGGCUAUGUUCCCCAGCCUGACAUCAUGAGGGAUGACAUGUUUGACCCUUUCGACAAGGACACAUUGCACGUGGAGCCAAUCACCAUCCAAUUACAGGUGCUGGGAGCUCGCCAUCUGCCUAAGAAUGGCCGGAGCAUUGUCUGUCCUUUUGUAGAGUUGGAAAUCUGUGGAGCCGACUAUGACAGUUACAAGUGCAAGACAGAUGUUGUAGCUGAUAAUGGUCUGAAUCCUGUGUGGGUGCAGAAGCAGUUUGUGUUUGAUAUCCACAACCCCACCUUCACCUUUCUGCGCUUCACUGUCUACGAGGAGGACAUGUUCAGCGAUCCCAACUUCCUGGCACAGGCAACUUACCCAGUCCGUCUGCUCAAAACAGGCUACAGGAGUGUACCUCUAAAGAACAGCUACAGUGAGGAGCUCGAGCUAGCGUCCCUUCUGGUUCACAUAGAAAUCGUCAAUGCUAAGGAGGAAGACGAUGAGAACUUGUACACAUCCAUCCAGCGGUUGCGAGAUCGAACCUGCGAGCUGUCCAACCAGGUUUCUCUCCUGGAGAGGUCAGGCUCCGCAGACCUGAGCUAUCAGCAAAGUCUGGAGGAGCUCCGAGCCGCUCAGGACCAGCUGAGUGAGCUGGUGGAGGCUCGCAACCGCAGGCUGAUGGAGAAGAAGAGAAGGGAGAAGCUGAGACAACAGGUGAUAGCAAAGCGCAGCUAAUCCUCCCGUCCACCCGAGAGCGCUAAACUCCAACACAAACUGUGCCUCAUAGGUUGUGUGGUGACAGCCUGAAUAGAACAGGGCUCGGUUCCAGGAAGCAUAUUCAAUAUACUGUUAGUCUGAUAAACUCUUAGUUGAUUAACUCUGAUAUCAGAAGCUCAAGGUUUUCAGUUUCAGAACAGCUCAUAAGUGUUUUCUUUCUCUACUCACUUGCAUGAGUAGAGAAAGGAAACACUCAUCACUGAAGAUCAGAUACCACAAUGCAACAGGGGAAUAUAGUGCAGAGUCUUCAUUUUAAUCAAAUGAAUGGAGGAAUGUGAACAUGUGCCAGUGCUGACUAUGACAUUUAUCGGGGGGGGGGACUCAUUUUAAUUUGCUUGGACCAGUCUGUUAUCAUUACAGACCUUACAAACUUUUAUAUGAAAUUUAAAAUUUUCUAUCGUGUUUCACAGUCCUUUACAUGAGAUGUGCAUCCAAAACGGACCAAAAACGCAUGAACUGGGAAAUUACUGAAGCCGAAUUCAAUCCAGGCCCGAUCCAGUAUGAAUCUGUGAUUCUUGUCCAUUUUCAAUCUUUUCUGUUGUGCAAGUGGACUCCAACCUGACCAUAGUUUCUGAUCCAUUGUGGAGCCUAUCAUAGGCUACCUGUGGGCAAAUCUGGGUCUGAGUUGAUCCAAUGAGAAAGAUUCAGGUGAUUUUUUUUAGUCGAAAACAUCAGAUUCAAAUUCUGAUUUUCAGACUCUCUACCAUUCAGCCUGAUGUUUGACUUUAAUUUAAUGAGUUAAUGACUGAAUAUCAAUCUGUGAACACAUUUCAACAUGAAAUCUACAGAACACACCGCAUUUUGCCUAAAAAGCCAAUUUAAAAUACAUUUUUAGACUCUUAAUGCCCUUUCAGCCUAAUCUUCAUUCAAAUAUUCAUCUCCAACAUCUGUGACUGAUAGUAUGACCGAUAGCAACACGGGAAAUGAAGUUCAUUGACCAGUGUGUUGUCUGUCUAACGCUUCAUACAGAUCAAUUUAACAUAAACAGUAAUUGCUACAGUGCUCUAAACUUGUUGAUAGGCUGACAGUUACACAACUGUCCACAGGGUCACAGAAGAGAUGGAUCUGAGUGAGGGUAAAAGCACUCAAAUCUAAAAACAGCUAACUGAGGUCUAACUGGGAUUUGUGUUUUUCUAAAAAUGUAAAUUUCCUUAAAUGAAUUACCUGUGCUAUGCACUUUCAUAGUGAAUGAGGAGCUGAAUCAGAGUAUCAGUCAGCUGAUUCAGCAGCAGCAGGACAUUGAGCGGUUUUAGUUCUGUUUACCCAGUGACUGAGUUUAAGUUAACUCGCUUUCUGGAACAGAAAACCUGGCGUUUUCCUCAUCUCAGGGUUAACAAAGAGUUGUUAGAUAAACCUGCUUCCUGGAGUAGACUCUAGCAGGCUUUCUACAGCAGCCACAUGCAAUCCAUUUAGAAGUGAAGAAAACAUGUUCUUUGACGAGAAAAUAUCAUAUAGUAUAGCAACGUUCUGUGCUGAGGGCAGAAUGAAAAAAGUAAACACAAACAUAAGUAUCUCAUGGACUGAAAAGACAUAAAACUAAGCUAUAAAAACAAUCGUGGACUAAAGGCUGAAACAUAUUAAUUGCAAACUGUUUUUUCUGUGACAGAUUUCAUGAAAAGUAGAUUGCAUAACAAAACUACAACGUGUUUCUAAUACUUUUGGUAAUAGUGUCCAAUGAAAUGGAAUCUGGGGAAGUUUAAACCAUUGGUGAGAAAAAGAAAGUGUUUGAAAAUGAAAUAUUUAUGAAAACAGACAUUAUUCAUUAUUUUGAUGGACCUGGAAGUUAUUUAAAAAGGAAAAACAAUCAGUACAAUAACAAAUAAUGAAAUUAUUCUUUAAUUAUUAUUUGCCAUUAUUAUAAAGAGUCAUUGUGGGAAUCAGCAGUAAAUACAGCUAGCACUUUUUCAAAUGCAAACACAAUAUAAAUUUCCAUUUGACAUUUUCAGAUGAAUGCUGUACAAUUUAAACAAUAAUUUACCUACAAAUCUCCCCCUGAAAUUUGCACUUACUUUGUUUCAGGCUUUACCAAGAAAAACAGGAUAAAAAGGGAGACGAAAACUCAGGUUACACAAAUGUGGGGAAUGAAAAAUUUAACUGUUCGUAAUGGAUGGAAAAAGGGGUUAGAGGGCACUUGUAGCAAAAAGGAAGUAUCCUGUAUGUGCCUUUGUUCUGGAGUGUAAUUACUCUUGUAUUUAAGAAAGAACAGGAGCUCUCUUUACAACUGGAAUAAUUUCCCUUUUAGGGAAAACGAUCUACAGUCUAGAGGAACAUGCUCAUUUGGUUUUUGACCACUACCCAUUAAAUAGGGUUUAAAGGGAUCUAAAGAUGCAAGUCUGUUCCUCCUAAUCAAGACCAAGUCCUCGGGUGAUCACUUGAACUCUGCCUCCAGGUGGUGGGGGCUUCUGUCAUAGACUUUCUUGUUCUGCCGGGGAGAGCACAAAUUCUCACCAAACCACGUAGAGAAGGUUUUUUUUAAUAUUUCUUCAAAGGGCUCUAAAUUUAUCUAUACUACCUUCAGAGAAGUGUGAGAACAGUGAGUGGGGGAGGAGACGAGAACGCUCCCCUGGGUGUCUGCAUAGGGGCUCAGAUGUGUUCGCCUCUACAGGGAAACACCCACAAAUAAAGGGCUAUCACUAAAAAAAAAAAAAAACAAGCAAAGAAAAAAACAACAACAAAAAAAACCUAGUAAAGCAUUCUUUUUACCUGCCAGCUCUGAUUUCAUGCCUUGUUUCUAAACCAUCGAUCAAGAUCAGUUUCCAUCAUCUGACUUUAAUCAACAGAUGUGGCCCAACUGGUCCUGAAUUUGCCAAAAGCAGCUUUGAUUGGACCCUCUGCAUGACUUUAUAUUUAACCACCCACCCCUGUAGCUACUUCAUCUCCUCCCCUGUCUGAUUUCUCAUUGUAUAUAACUUCUUUUAUUUAUCAGACAGCUGUAGAUCCUGUUUUAAUAGAUAAAAGAACGUGCUACAAGGAUGCUAGCGGACUUCAGAUUGAAGAUACUAUAACUUUAUGUAGAAAUUAUUAUUGUGUACCUGGAGCUCCCUUUAACUGUCCCCGUAGACACAAACCUCUCUUUCUCCCUACACUGCAGUUGCACUGGGUAGGGACUUCUAUGCAAAGGUCAUCGUUUUGGCCUAUAGCCAUUGUGUAUUAGGCGGUUGACACAAGUUGUGUUUUUCUCUCUGCACCUAUGCUAACUGUCCAGUAUUAUUAUUCUGUAUUGCAAAUCAUGUGCAAGUUUCCAUUUAAUAAAGCUCUUUCAUGUAA
Messenger RNA from Haplochromis burtoni (Burton's mouthbrooder), 8230 nucleotides. RefSeq names its product 1-phosphatidylinositol 4,5-bisphosphate phosphodiesterase gamma-1. Gene Ontology annotation, molecular function: phosphatidylinositol-4,5-bisphosphate phospholipase C activity; protein binding. The record is from RefSeq and is a predicted model, not a curated record. NCBI's taxonomy places the organism in Eukaryota, Metazoa, Chordata, Actinopteri, Cichliformes, Cichlidae. The coding region runs from base 983 to 4921 and encodes 1312 amino acids. The transcript is spliced from 32 exons. Gene Ontology annotation, biological process: phosphatidylinositol-mediated signaling; phospholipid catabolic process; positive regulation of epithelial cell migration.